UGCAGUCUGAUUUCACCUCAGAGAAAAUACCAGAUAUACGGAACAGAAACAAUUUGCUAGGUGUCUCUGGUUAGUUAGCAAGCCAACUCUACCUGUGAUGAGAAAYGUGGAAGCUAGUUACCUAGCUAGCUCGCUAUCUAUGACCUUAGAAAAUCAGUGUUUGGAAUGUAACUUGACUUAGCAGAGUGAAAAUCACCCUCCACUGUAUCUGCCGCUUUUUACUAAACCAUCUGCAGAUCCACCUACCACAUGGGCCUACUAUGGCUGAACCCAAGUCCAUAGAGUCCCCAGGUUCUGGCUGUGGUGUUCCAUCACAGAGAACCUCACAGAGGGAUCCAGAGAUGGUCUCAGUGAAGCUGGAGGACUGCAGUCAACCACUGGAACUCAAUGUGAUUGUGAUAGGGGGAGAGAGAGAACUUAAAGUAGAAGAACAUAAUGUAGAAGUUAAAGAAGAAGAAAGGGUGGUUGAGGAGAAGAGAGCAGUUAAAGAGGAGGAGAUGGAGGUUAAAGAGGACCAUAAGGAGAUAGAGAUGAAAGAGGAGGUGGAGGAGAAGAGAGCAGUCAAAGAGGAAGAGAUGGAGAUUGAAAAGGAACACAAGGAUACAGAAGUCAAAGAAGAGCUGGAGGAGAAAGCAGUUAUCAAGGAGUUGGAGGAGAGAGGUGUCAAAAAGGAGAGAGGACUAGAAGAAGAAGAAGAGGAGAGAGAAGUCAAAGAAGAAGAGGAGAACAGGGAAGUGUCUGCUCCAGAUCUAGAGGAAGAGGAGGAAGUAGAUAGUAUCACUGACCCAGGAGAGAGCUCCAACCCAGGUUCAGACAGUGAGCCCAGUUCCACAGCAUCAGGAAACCAUAAACAACACAGACAGAGGAACUCAAGACAGAAACAUCACCACUGCAUGGACUGCUUCACUAGUUUCUAUGAGCCAGAGGAGUUGAGAAGACACACUUGUAAGCCCCACCCCUGCUCAGAUUGCAGAGGCAGUUCCGUGUGUCCAACUCACCUCAUACCACGCAAAAAGACUAUCAAAAGAAAGAACACUUACCCCUGUGGUCAAUGUGGGAAGAGUUUUCAGGCACCAAGCAAACUAAAGAAACACCAGAUAACUCACACAGGAGAGAAGCCUUUCCACUGCUCUGUUUGUGGGAAGAGUUUUCCUCUUUCACAGACCUUAAAUAGACACCAGCUGAUCCACACAGGAGAGAAGCCUAUCCACUGCUCCCAAUGUGGGAAGGGCUUUAAGCGACCUGAUUCCCUGAAAAAUCAUCUUAGAAUACACACGGGAGAAAAGCCUUUCCACUGCUCUCAAUGUGGGAAAAGUUUCAGU
Messenger RNA from Salvelinus sp. IW2-2015, 1322 nucleotides. RefSeq names its product zinc finger protein 3-like. Lineage: Eukaryota; Metazoa; Chordata; Actinopteri; Salmoniformes; Salmonidae. Gene Ontology annotation, biological process: regulation of transcription by RNA polymerase II. Gene Ontology annotation, molecular function: DNA-binding transcription factor activity, RNA polymerase II-specific; RNA polymerase II cis-regulatory region sequence-specific DNA binding. The record is from RefSeq and is a predicted model, not a curated record.